Myxocyprinus asiaticus (Chinese sucker) is the source of this 1333-nucleotide messenger RNA. Its product is annotated as proteinase-activated receptor 1-like. Gene Ontology annotation, biological process: blood coagulation; thrombin-activated receptor signaling pathway; positive regulation of Rho protein signal transduction. Gene Ontology annotation, molecular function: thrombin-activated receptor activity. The coding region runs from base 11 to 1333 and encodes 440 amino acids. The transcript has 3 exons. Gene Ontology annotation, cellular component: membrane. Lineage: Eukaryota; Metazoa; Chordata; Actinopteri; Cypriniformes; Catostomidae. The record is from RefSeq and is a predicted model, not a curated record.
AUCAGUACUCAUGGAGGUCAAAACUAUAUUACUUUCAGUUAUAGCGGCACAUACAUGCACAGCAGUCAAUGAUACCUAUGAAAGCAAUGUAGCUGUUACAACAGACACUGAUGAGCCAAUUAAAAAUGUUUCCUUUCCGGACAAGACGUUUUGGCUCAGAAACAAUUCAGGGAACUCUUCUCUCAAUCUUAAAUCAGAGAUCAUUUCAUUUAGUUUUGCUCUUCAAAUCCCAAAACUGUAUCACUUUGAUGAUUUUUAUGUCAUUCAGCCAUGUAACAGCACUAAUCUGAGUGCAGCAGAAUGCAGCCAGACUACACCAUUAUCUGGGCUAUUUACCAUCUUGGAUGAGGCUGUGCUCUUCAUCAAAGGUGUGCUGGUCACACGUGUCAUGCCCUCUUUCUACAUCUUGCUCCUUAUCAUUAGUAUGCCACUAAAUGCAUUGGCCUUGGUGACAUUCACCUGUAGGAUUCGAGCAAAGAAACCAGCUGUGUUUUACAUGUCUCAUCUGGCAUGUGUGGACCUGCUCUUCACCCUGCUGCUGCCUCUGAAGAUCCACUACCACCUGAACGGUUCAGAUUGGGUGUUUGGUGAGGUGGCGUGUCGUGUACUCAGCGCGGCUUACUACUGCUACAUGUACUGCUCUAUACUGCUGAUGAUGUGCAUGAGUGUGGACAGACUGGUGGCCGUGGCAUUUCCUGUCGCUUCUCUAACCUGGCGGAGCACAAGGAAUGCCACGUCCGUAUGUGCGCUGGUAUGGCUGCUGGCUCUUGUAGGUACAGUGCCACUUCUCUCCAUAAGGCAAACAUUUAAGAUCGAGAAUGUGGGCAUCACCUGCCAUGAUGCGCUUCUCCACGAUGACCCUGCAGAGCAGCAGUACGUUUAUCUGUUCUCUAUCCUCUCCUGCCUCUACUUCUUCUUGCCACUGGUCAUCACCUUAGUGUGCUACUCUAUCAUCAUAUAUGUGCUCAGUGCCAAGUCUGAUCGCUUAGCAACAUCAUCAUCAUCACACAGACAAAGGAGAGCUGUGAUUAUGACUAUCGCUGUGCUGAUAGAGUUUGUGGCGUGCUUUGCACCAACCAAUGGCAUCCUGUUGUACCAUUGUGUUCGUCUGGCCACUGGAGGUCACAGUGGGGCGGGAGAUUCAUCAUAUGCAGCUUACAUGUUGGCUGUGUGUGUUGGGAGCUCAAGUGUUUUCCUGGACCCUCUGCUGUACUACUACGGCUCCUCUCAGUGCAGACAGCAGAUCCGCUCUGUUUUUUGGUGGAAGAAGGCAAAAAGUGCAACCACACUGUCAAACACACAUACUCAUUCAAAAUCCUCUCACCUGAGUUGA